Felis catus (domestic cat) is the source of this 1101-nucleotide messenger RNA. RefSeq names its product LSM12 homolog (gene LSM12). The transcript has 5 exons. The record is from RefSeq and is a predicted model, not a curated record. Lineage: Eukaryota; Metazoa; Chordata; Mammalia; Carnivora; Felidae. Gene Ontology annotation, molecular function: RNA binding. The coding region runs from base 80 to 667 and encodes 195 amino acids.
CGCGUCGCGGCGCUCACUGGGGGCCCGGCUUUCGCCCGCUGCUGCCGCCGCCGCCGCCGGCCGCGGCUGCUCUCCCAAGAUGGCGGCUCCUCCGGGCGAGUACUUCAGCGUUGGGAGCCAGGUGUCGUGCCGGACGUGCCAGGAGCAGCGGCUGCAGGGCGAGGUGGUAGCCUUCGACUACCAGUCCAAAAUGCUGGCUUUAAAAUGUCCCUCUUCCAGUGGAAAGCCCAACCAUGCAGACAUCUUGCUCAUAAACUUACAGUAUGUUUCAGAAGUGGAAAUAAUUAAUGACCGAACAGAAACCCCUCCUCCCCUAGCUUCACUCAAUGUUAGUAAGCUUGCCAGCAAAGCACGGACAGAGAAGGAGGAGAAGCUGAGCCAGGCCUAUGCAAUCAGCGCUGGUGUUUCCCUAGAGGGCCAGCAGCUCUUCCAGACCAUACACAAGACCAUUAAAGACUGUAAAUGGCAAGAAAAAAACAUCGUAGUCAUGGAAGAAGUUGUUAUUACACCCCCAUAUCAAGUGGAAAACUGUAAAGGCAAAGAGGGGAGUGCACUGAGCCAUGUACGCAAAAUAGUUGAAAAACAUUUUAGAGACGUGGAAAGCCAAAAGAUACUGCAGCGUUCACAAGCCCAGCAACCACAGAAGGAGGCUGCCCUGUCAUCCUGAGUCCACACACACGGAGGACUCUUCCAGCAUCCAGCCAGCGAGGCGAUGGUGGUGGCUUCGGCGGAGGCAGGCCGGGGGAGGGAAGGGAUCCUAUAUUUCCUGUUGGCUCUUGUUAACAAAGGGUCAGCAUUUCCAAAUCUUAGACUUGAACAAACAAAACACCCAACGAAAAAGAACAAGAGAAUAAUUUAAAAGUUGAAUCAUUACUUGACUAACAGACUUCGGUCCACCAUGUCCUUUUCACAGUCCCCUUCUGGAACAGUCACCUUGUUAAUUUUAUUUUUGAAAAUUCCUUUCCUGCUCUGCCCUUUCACCUUUGACUUUCCUAGUCUGUCCCUGCCAUUCUGUUUUUAUAAGUGGCUUCACUUGCCUUCUGAGUGAUUGAAAGAAACUUUUACAUCUCUUCCAAAAUAAAAGUAACAAGUUGACUGUGA